Messenger RNA from Esox lucius (northern pike), 3794 nucleotides. RefSeq names its product ATP-binding cassette, sub-family B (MDR/TAP), member 11a (gene abcb11a). Gene Ontology annotation, cellular component: membrane. The record is from RefSeq and is a predicted model, not a curated record. Lineage: Eukaryota; Metazoa; Chordata; Actinopteri; Esociformes; Esocidae. The coding region runs from base 82 to 3687 and encodes 1201 amino acids. The transcript is spliced from 24 exons. Gene Ontology annotation, molecular function: ATP binding; ATP hydrolysis activity; ABC-type transporter activity. Gene Ontology annotation, biological process: transmembrane transport.
ACCAUCACAUGGAACAACGGCUCCAUAGUUGAAAUAGCGGAGAACACAACAGUCUUCUGCGGGGUGGAUAUUGAAGCACAGAUGACCAUGUUUGCAUAUUACUAUGUUGGAAUUGGAUUAGGGGUCCUUAUUGUUAGUUAUUUUCAAAUUGCCCUCUGGGUGUCUGCUGCUGCCAAACAAAUCCAGAGAAUAAGAAAAACUUAUUUUAGGAAGAUCAUGCAAAUGGAGAUUGGCUGGUUUGACUGCAAUUCUGUUGGAGAAUUAAACACCAGGAUAUCAGACGACAUCAACAAGAUCAACAAUGCUAUAGCAGACCAGGUGUCUAUCUUCAUUGAGAGGAUCUCCACGUUCAUCUUUGGCUUCAUGGUGGGAUUCAUUGGAGGAUGGAAGUUGACCUUGGUGGUCAUCGCAGUAAGCCCACUUAUUGGACUUGCUGCUGGACUAAUGGCCAUGGCUGUGGCCAGAUUAACAGGUUGGGAGCUCCAGGCUUAUGCCAAGGCUGGGGCUGUGGCUGAUGAGGUGCUGUCAUCCAUCAGAACAGUGGCAGCCUUUGGAGGGGAGGACAAGGAAGCAGAAAGGUAUGACAAAAACCUUAUUGAGGCUCAGAAUUGGGGUGUAAAAAAGGGGACGGUCAUUGGAGUAUUUCAAGGAUUCCUUUGGUGUAUAAUCUUCCUCUGCUAUGCUUUGGCAUUCUGGUAUGGCUCCAAACUCGUUAUUGAAACCAAUGAGCUUUCCCCUGGCACACUAGUUCAGGUAUUCUUUGGAGUUCUCAUGGCAGCUAUGAACUUGGGUCAGGCCUCACCCUGCCUGGAAGCCUUCGCCUCAGGUCGAGCUGCAGCAAAGACCAUAUUUGAUACCAUUGACCGGGAGCCAGAAAUUGAUUGUUUCUCAGAGGAGGGACACCGACUAGACAAGGUCAAAGGUGACAUUAAAUUCCACAAUGUCACUUUUAACUAUCCCUCUCGACCAGAAGUGAAGAUUUUAAAUAAUUUGAGCAUGCUGAUCAGAGCUGGAGAAACCACAGCUAUUGUUGGGCCAAGUGGAUCAGGGAAGAGCACCGCAAUUCAACUACUUCAGAGAUUCUACGACCCCAAGGAUGGAACCUUUAAUAUUCCUUGUUCGAAGGUGACAUUGGAUGGCCAUGACAUCCGCAGCCUGAACCUCCAAUGGCUUCGCUCACUAAUUGGAAUAGUAGAGCAAGAGCCAGUGCUGUUCUCAACAACCAUCGCUGAGAACAUCCGCUACGGACGGCCUGGAGUCACCAUGGACGACAUCAUCCAGGCUACCAAGGAGGCUAACGCCUAUAACUUCAUCAUGGAACUACCACAGAGGUUUGAUACACUAGUGGGUGAAGGCGGUGGCCAGAUGAGUGGAGGUCAGAAGCAGAGGAUCGCUAUCGCCAGAGCUCUGAUCCGAAAACCCAGGAUUUUGCUGCUGGACAUGGCCACCUCAGCUCUGGAUAAUGAGAGUGAGGCUGUUGUACAGGAGGCACUUGACAAUGCUCGAAUGGGCAGAACAACCAUUACAAUCGCCCAUCGUCUCUCCACUAUUCACAAUGCAGAUGUCAUUGUUGGUUUUGAACAUGGACAAGCAGUGGAGAGAGGAACACAUAAUGAGCUUCUAGAAAAGAAAGGCGUCUUCUUCACCCUCGUCACCCUUCAGAACCAAGGAAAUGACUUGCCCAAUGACAAAGCAAGCCAAGGUCUGGAUGUUGAACAAGAAGUCCUUCAGAAUGUGACGAGUUUUAGUCAUGGAAGCUAUGAAUCUGUGUUGAGGCAAUCUCUUCGCCUGCGAUCUCACACCCAACUGUCAAAUGAAAUCCCUGAUGCCAUAGCUGGCAGUAUAACAGUUAAAUCAGACCAAUUCCUUGCUUCAAUGGAGAACAAGAUCAACCCUCAAAGUUUAAAGGAGGAAGCAAGUGAACAUGUGGAACCAGCACCCGUGGCACGAAUUCUAAAGUACAACAAGUCAGAAUGGCCCUAUAUGUUAAUAGGAUCAAUAGGAGCUGCCAUAAAUGGCUCUGUCAAUCCAAUCUAUGCUAUUUUGUUCAGCCAGAUUCUUGGGACGUUCUCUAUACUUGAUGUGGAUGAACAAAGAGUGCAGAUCAAUGGGAUAUGUAUCCUGUUCUGUGCUGUGGCGGUAACAAGUUUCUUCUCUCAGUUUUUACAGGGCUACGCCUUUGGGAAGUCUGGGGAGCUGUUGACCCGCAGGCUGAGAAAGGUGGGCUUCCAGGCCAUGCUGAGACAGGAGGUGGCCUGGUUUGAUGAUCCCAGAAACAGCCCUGGAGCUCUCACCACCAGGCUGGCCAGCGACGCAUCCAUGGUCCAGGGGGCCACUGGAUCGCAAAUUGGUAUGAUUGUGAACUCCUUGACCAACAUUGGAGCGGCUUUGAUCAUUGCUUUCUACUUCAGCUGGAAGUUAAGCUUGGUGGUUAUGUGCUUUUUACCACUCAUUGGGCUGUCUGGGGCCUUCCAAGCCAAAAUGCUGACAGGUUUUGCAAAUGAGGAUAAGAAGGCCAUGGAAACAGCAGGACAGGUUUCCAGCGAGGCUCUAGCCAACAUCAGGACUAUAGCAGGGCUGGCCAAGGAAAGCACAUUUGUAGAUACAUACGAACAGCAGCUGGAGGCUCCCUAUAAUUCUGCCAAGAAGAAGGCCAACAUCUAUGGCAUCUGUUUUGCCUUUUCUCAAUGUGUUAUCUUUAUGACGUAUGCUGCCGCUUUUAGAUAUGGAGGCUACCUGGUCAGCUCGGAAGGAUUGCAUUACUUGGUGGUCUUCAGAGUGAUCUCUUCCAUUGUGAUCAGUGGCACUGCCCUAGGAAAGGCUUCCUCGUUCACCCCAGACUAUGCCAAGGCCAAGACUGCAGCAGCCCAGUUAUUCAUAUUAUUGGACCGAGUCCCCAAAAUCAGCCUGAGUCAGACAGACGGAGAGAAAUGGGAGAAUUUCAAAGGUGAGCUAGAAUUCAUCAACUGCAAAUUCACCUACCCCACCCGGCCUGACAUCCAGGUGCUAAAUGGACUACUUGUGUCUGUGAAGCCGGGUCAGACGCUAGCUUUUGUGGGCAGUAGUGGCUGUGGGAAGAGCACUAGUGUGCAGUUGCUGGAGAGAUUCUAUGAUCCAGAUGAGGGCACAGUGUUAAUCGAUGGACGUCCAUCACACACUGUCAAUGUGCCCUUCUUGAGGGCUCAGAUUGGCAUUGUCUCCCAGGAGCCAGUGCUUUUUGACUGCAGUAUUGCUGAAAACAUCCAGUAUGGUGACAACACUAGGAACGUGAGCAUGGAGGAGAUUGUUGACGCUGCCAAGAAAGCAUUUCUCCAUGACUUUGUGAUGACACUGCCAGAUAAAUACGAGACUCAGGUUGGUGCCCAGGGCUCCCAGCUCUCAAGGGGACAAAAACAACGCAUCGCCAUUGCUAGGGCCAUAGUCAGGAACCCCAAGAUCUUGCUGCUGGACGAAGCCACCUCUGCACUGGACACAGAGAGUGAAAAGACUGUGCAGGCGGCUCUGGAUGAGGCCAGACGUGGACGCACCUGCAUUGUCAUAGCCCACAGAUUGUCCACCAUCCAGAAUGCAGAUAUCAUAGCAGUCAUGUCUCAAGGCGCUGUUAUAGAAAGUGGCAGUCACGAAACACUCAUGGAUAAGAGGGCUGCCUACUACAAACUAGUCACAACGGGUGCUCCGAUCAGCUAAACCAAAAGUUUUCUGAAAAGGGGAUGCUUUAUGAGUUUGUUGACAGCACAUUAAACUCUAUAGAGGAAAAGGUUUUCUUUACUUGAUAUACUCUGUGUUUUCCCAUU